Molecule: messenger RNA, 2041 nt
Organism: Xenopus laevis (African clawed frog)
Lineage: Eukaryota; Metazoa; Chordata; Amphibia; Anura; Pipidae
Gene: pus1.S
Product: pseudouridylate synthase 1 S homeolog
Exons: 6
Coding region: 489-1655 (388 amino acids)
Biological process (GO): tRNA pseudouridine synthesis; pseudouridine synthesis; RNA modification
Cellular component (GO): nuclear lumen; nucleus
Molecular function (GO): tRNA pseudouridine synthase activity; pseudouridine synthase activity; RNA binding
Source: RefSeq, a predicted model, not a curated record
CUUCCGCCCACAGUGCGCGUUAUGAGGUGAGGCGUAGUUUGUCUCACUGCGGGAACCGUAGUGUUCAGGAGUGAGAGUUGCCUUUCCCACGUGUUGAAGCCGGAUGCGAAGUAUGAGCUGGAGAGGUGGCUGUUUUAAAGGUGGAUAGAGGCAGAGCUCUGAUCAGCGAGUUGACACAAGGCUGUUCUUUUCAGGUGGAAACCAGCGAGCGGGACAGCGGCUUCAUUCAGCUUUCUCUUGUGACUGGAUACGGCAUUGAACCGGCCUCUCGCAAUCCCUGCGUGCCCCAGUGCCCUCUGAGCUGUCAUGCCAGAAUAUGAUUGACCAGCACAUUAAGCUUGUUACUGGCAAAGUGUAAGCACGGGCGUGUGCAUUGUUAGUGGGUAUCUCGAUCAAUACUAACGGCACAUCAACAUUAUCUCAGCAGAAAGUGCAUUGAGGAGAAUUGAGGUAUAAACUGUGUACUACUAAACGCCUAAUCAGUUCUAAUGGCUGAUCUUGAGAAAGAGACUUUGUUAGAAACUGUAACUCCAGGGGAAGUCCGGAAAGCAAGUGUUCUUCAGGAGGAGUCAGGGGCACAGGAAGAAAAUGGACACCAAGCUAAGAAAUUUAAGGGUGACCAAGAGGAGCUGUGUAAGAAGCAUCCUAAACGAAAAGUAGUUCUCUUAAUGGCCUACUCUGGGAAAGGCUACCAUGGCAUGCAGAGAAAUGUGGGUUCCUCACAGUUUAAGACCAUAGAGGAUGAACUUGUUCAAGCAUUGGUUUCCUCUGGAUGUAUCCCUGACAAUCAUGCUGACGAAAUGAAGAAGAUGUCUUUUCAGCGUUGUGCUCGCACAGAUAAGGGGGUUUCUGCUGCUGGACAAGUUGUAUCUCUAAAGAUUUGGUUGAUAGACAAUGUAGUUGAAAAGAUAAAUGAAAACCUGCCCUCUAAUAUCAGGAUACUUGGAUUGAAGAGAGUGACAGGGAAGUUUAACUCAAAGAACACCUGUGAUGCUCGCACCUACUCUUACACUUUGCCGACCUUCGCUUUCUCACAUAAAGACAAAGAGACACAAGAUGAAAACUUUCGACUGAGCCAGGAAACGCUAAACAGAGUAAAUGAGCUUCUUGCUCUUUACAAAGGCACUCACAACUUUCACAACUUUACCUCUCAGAAAGGACCAAAAGAUCCUAGUGCAAAGCGUUAUAUAAUGGAAAUGCUAUGUGAGCCUCCCUUCCAGCAGGGAGGGCUGGAGUUAGCAGUGAUCAAGGUGAAAGGUCAAAGCUUUAUGAUGCACCAGAUCCGUAAGAUGAUUGGAUUGGUCAUUGCUGUGGUGAAGGGCUUUGCUCCCAAAUCUAUCAUAGAACGAAGCUGGGGAGAAGAAAAAGUGGACAUUCCUAAAGCUCCUGGCUUAGGUCUGGUACUUGAAAGGGUUCACUUUGAAAAAUACAACAAGCGCUUUGGGAAUGAUGGACUUCAUGAUUCUCUCAAUUGGGUAGAAGAGGAAGAAAAAAUUGAGGCCUUUAAGAAGGAGCACAUUUACCCCACUAUUAUUCAGACAGAAAUUGAAGAGAAGUCUAUGAUUACUUGGCUUGCCACUCUGCCCAUCCAUGAUUAUGAUGCCACAUCUUUACAACAAAACCAGGCAGAAGAGGAAGAGGAGGAAUCAGAUUGAUCUCGGUUGUUUUUUUAAGAAGCCGGAGAUGCUUAAGAAGGCAAAGCUGCUGUUACUUUUACCAAACUUAUUUUGUCUGCUUAAAAUGCAUUAAUAAUACUGUGAUUUGUCUGCACAGAAUUUCCACACUGAUGAGAGGAUGACUAUUUUGUACAUUGAUUUUGUCAUUCCAAGAAAACCUUUUUUUUUUUUUUUUUUUUUUAUACCUCUUAAAAAAUGACUUGUGGACAUACAGAAGGAAUAUUUGUCAAUAUUUUGUAUUAUAUUGUAGUGGCCUGCAAGUAAAAAAAAAACCCCAAAAAACAAAUUAACAAUACAACUUUUUGUAAACAAAGCGUAGCCAACAAUGUAAAAUAUUAUGUAAUAAAGACAAAAUUCCACUGUAA